This is a messenger RNA of Clarias gariepinus (North African catfish), 1337 nucleotides long. RefSeq names its product FtsJ RNA 2'-O-methyltransferase 1 (gene ftsj1). Gene Ontology annotation, cellular component: cytoplasm. Bases 190 to 1158 code for a protein of 322 amino acids. NCBI's taxonomy places the organism in Eukaryota, Metazoa, Chordata, Actinopteri, Siluriformes, Clariidae. Gene Ontology annotation, molecular function: tRNA methyltransferase activity. Gene Ontology annotation, biological process: cytoplasmic translation; tRNA methylation. The record is from RefSeq and is a predicted model, not a curated record. The transcript has 11 exons.
AUCCAAAAUGGCUAUCUGCUCUCUAUAUUAGUCUACUAUAUAGGGUUCUGUAGAAUGAGCUGUAGGACCCUAGGCAAGUGCACUAUAUCAACAAUUCAAGGGUAUUUUGGAUUAGAGAUUUUUUUUACAUUGGAACUGCGGUGGACAGGGAGCUAAACGAUAAAUUGCUUGCAGGACACUUGAGGAAACAUGGGCCGCUCCUCCAAAGACAAGCGUGAUAUUUACUACAGACUGGCUAAAGAGGAGGGCUGGAGAGCGAGGAGCGCCUUCAAACUGCUGCAGCUGGAUGAAGAGUUCAACCUGUUUAAAGGUGUGAGACGAGCAGUAGAUUUGUGUGCAGCGCCCGGCAGCUGGAGUCAGGUACUGAGCCGCAAACUUCGUGGAAAAGAGUCGAAUGAAGAUGUGAAGAUUGUAGCAGUGGAUCUGCAGGCAAUGGCGCCUCUUCCCGGAGUCACACAGAUUCAGGGUGACAUUACUAAGAUUUCCACAGCUCAGGAGAUUAUCAGGCACUUUGAGGGACAGGCUGCAGACUUAGUGGUGUGUGACGGUGCCCCUGAUGUUACUGGACUGCACGAUGUAGACGAGUACAUUCAGGCGCAGCUACUUCUCGCUGCUCUGAAUAUCACGACUCACGUUCUAAAACCUGGAGGAAACUUUGUGGCGAAGAUAUUUAGAGGGAAGGAUGUGACGCUGCUUUAUUCUCAGCUCAAAAUCUUCUUUAGUACAGUAACCUGCGCCAAACCUCGCAGCAGCCGCAACUCCAGCAUAGAGGCAUUUGUGGUGUGUCAGAAUUAUUCACCCCCUGAAGGUUAUGUUCCCAACAUGUCUAACCCACUGCUGGAUCACUCUUAUGAUGUGGAUUUUAACCAGCUUGAGGGACCAAACAGGGUAAUUGUUCCGUUUCUGGCAUGUGGAGACCUCAGUGCGUUCGACUCUGACAGGACUUACCCACUUCAGCUGGACUCUAAUAAGGAGUACGAGUAUUUGCCACCCACACAGCCUCCGAUUCGACCCCCAUAUCAGCAAGCCUGUCAUUUACGCAAAAACAACCUUCUGGCCAAAGAGGACUCACCUUCUGCCCCGCUCCAUGAUGCUCUUUCCACCAUGAACCUCAAAGCCGGACAGGAAACUGAUCCUUCCACAUCUGAAACUCAAUGAACACUAUCCUAUGACUCAAAGACAAUUUUUUUAAAUUAAAUUUGCGGUCUUUUUGUAAGAAUUUUGUUAGAAUUUUUAAAUUAAUAUUAUUCAUUGCUUUAUAUGUAAAUUUCAUGGAUUUUAAUAAUGUGAGUGCUUUUAUUUUUAUUUUAUUUCAAAAAUAAACACUUUAACCAUCA